AUGCAGGAUCAACUUCAGCAGCAAAUGCAGGAGCAGUUCGAGAAGAUUCAGCAGAAAAUGAUGGAUAAAAUGGCGGAGUCCCAAGGAAGCAUGAUGACCCAGUUAACUCAAUUCUUGAUUGGUGGAAAGGAUAAAGGAAAGGGCCCUAUGGCCAAUGUUGAAGAGGAAGGUGAUGACGGACUCCUAUAUCCUCCCGGCUUCACUCCUCCAUGUGUCGGAUCAGGCUCUAGUCCUGAGAAUAAUCCUGCCAAUCCUAUUGUUCCUGAUUUCGAUGAAACAGUUGAAAAAGAGAAAACAAAAGAGGAAUUACCAAAGCAAUUGGAAGAAAGAUGGAACUGGAUUGAGGAGAAAUUCAAAGCGAUGGAAACUACUGAAAGAUGCCAUGGGAUUAAUGCUAAGGAUUUAAGUUUGGUAUCGGAUUUAGUGCUCCCUUACAAGUUUAAAAUGCCAGAUUUCAAGAAGUAUAAUGGGACCACUUGCCCUGAAGCCCACAUUACUAUGUUUUAUAGGCGAAUGACUGGUCAUGUGGCGGAAAUGGUUCCUGAUAGGAUUACUUUGCAGAACAUGGAGAAAAAGUCGGAUGAAGGUUUUAGACAGUACGUUCAAAGGUGGAGGGAGUCGGCAGUGCAGGUCCAACCAACGCUCCUUGAAAGAGAAAUGACGGUGCUCUUUGUAAAUACGCUGAAGGCCCCCUUCAUCACACACAUGUUAGGUAGUGCCACGAAAAAUUUUGCUGACAUAGUCAUGAGUGUUGAGAUGAUUGAAAGUGCUGUAACGAGCGGAAAGAUUAAUGUUGGAAAGAACAACAGAAGGCAAAACUCAAAGAAAAAAAGUAAGGUGAACAACGUGAAUACAUACAACAAGUCAAUUACAGUGAAUCCGCCCAGGAAGGUAGUGGCAGGUCAACAGGGUUCAUCUAAGCAGGAAUCUGGUCCUCCAUAUCUUAAAUGGUAUGACGCGAAUGCACAAUGCGAUUACCAUGCAGGAGUUGCGGGGCACUCUAUAGAGCAUUGUACUGCUUUUAAAAAGCUUGUUGAGAAGCUCAUUAAGAUGGGCGUUGUCAAGGUAGAUGAUUCAUCAGGUAUAGAAAAUCCAUUACCCAAUCAUGCUGAUGCUAGGGUAAACAUGGUGGGUGAAGGUACGAGGAAGAAGGUUAAGGAGAAUAUUGCUGAGGUAAAGAUCCCUUUGAAGAGGGUGUGGAAAGAAAUGGUAGGAAGAGGAUGUGAGAAGUUUAGAGCUCUGAUCCAAAGCAUGAUGGAUAAUGGAGAAAUAGAGUUUUUUGAAGAGGUAGAAGGAAAAGAAAGUAUAUGUGCAUCGGAGUCAGAGACGAAGAUUCCAAAGGUUAAUCAUCCUGUGAUUAUCAUUUCGCGCCCUAAGGUUACUGAAGUUAGGGCACAGGUGACACCGAAGGUUGUUAUUCAAAAGCCGACGAAGUUUUCGUAUAAGGAUAGCAGGAAGGUCCCCUGGAAUUAUGACUGCGAGGUAAUAAUUUUGGGGAAGGAAACUUCAAUUAGUGUUGUGAAAGAAAACAAAAAGACAGGUUCUUAUACGAAUACUGAGGAGUACUGUAGUCGGAUAAAGGCUCAAGCAGAAUCGGUAGAGGGAAAGGUCAUUGCAGCAGAGCAAAAGGAAGAGAAGAGGGUUGAAUUAAGGUCAUUGAUUAAUGAGCCAAUAAAGGAGGAAGAAGUUAUUGAAAUCUUGAGAUUUUUGAAGCACAGUGAGUAUAGCGUGGUAGAGCAGCUGCAUAAAUAG
Molecule: messenger RNA, 1752 nt
Organism: Gossypium raimondii (Peruvian cotton)
Lineage: Eukaryota; Viridiplantae; Streptophyta; Magnoliopsida; Malvales; Malvaceae
Exons: 5
Coding region: 1-1752 (583 amino acids)
Source: RefSeq, a predicted model, not a curated record